CUGAGGGCUCGACCAGGAGAGGAUGGGCGCCCCGGGGGGCUCUGGCGGCGGCAGUUCCGCUGGGCGCUCGUUCCCGCGACCCUGGCCGGGGCCUCACCUCACAUCUCCGCGACCCCGCCUCGCCUCGGCCAGGAGCCUCUGCCCUCGCCAGGGUCGGAGGCGCAAGCGGGGGCGGGCCUCUUCGCCGAGCGGCCAAUGGGGACUGAGCCUGGCGGCCGGGGCGUGGCGGCCCCGGCGCAACGCUUCGAGUGGCGGUUGUUUCAAGAUGGCGGGUGCGGCGGGCCCCUCCCUGCCCGGCUCGGCGUUCUGGAGCCGCGACGUUUCUGAUGAAGAACAAUCAGUAGUUUAUGUUCCAGGACUCUCCACAGAAGGAGACACAAGAUCAAGACUGAAGUCGAUAAAUCCAAAAGCUGAUGUUAAAGUUAAGACUUCUGGGGUGCCUGGUGCUUCCAUCUCCAUGGAGUCUUUAAAAGGUGCAGGAGAUUCAGCAGCUGAACAACAGAAUUUCUGCAAGGAAGGCAUGAAGAGGGCAUCAUUGAAAGAUUUAUGUCUUGAAGACAAAAGACGCAUUGCCAACUUAAUUAAAGAACUGGCCAGGGUCAGUGAAGAGAAGGAAGUGACAGAGGAGCGCCUGAAGACCGAGCAGGAGUCCUUUGAGAAGAAGAUUCGGCAGUUGGAAGAACAGAAUGAACUGAUCAUCAAAGAAAGGGAAGCUCUUCAGCUACAGUAUAGAGAAUGUCAAGAACUUCUAAGUCUCUACCAGAGGUACCUAUCCGAGCAGCAAGAGAAGCUCACCAUGUCACUCUCAGAACUUGGUGCCACUAGAGUGCAGGAGCAGCAGAUAGCCAACAGGAAAAGUACUCACCAAUCUUCAGUGAUGGACCUGGAUGGUUCCUACCUGAGUGUAGCCAAACCACAAACCUACUGUCAGACCAAGGCAAGGCCUAAGUCAGCAAACCAGGACUCAGUUUCAGAAUCCCUUAUGGCAUUGAGGAAUAAUUCUUUGAAACCAGUAACACUUCAUCCUUCCAAAGAGCAUUUAGAGAGGGUGCCAUCAGAAACCAGAACAGGUACUUAUGAAUCUCCAGGGAGGAAAUCAAUAGAUGCAGCCCCAAUAGAGAGAGUCCUACCUUCAGAAGAGGUAAAGAUAAAGGAAUAUCCACACCUUCCACCUACAACAUUGAAUCAGUACUGUGGUCAUAAAUGCUCUGAAGGUGAAGAUUAUGUUCAUGAGAACUACCACCCUGUGAACAUGGCCCCUCAGUAUUGUAAGACACGUCCAGAGUCAUGCAGUCAUUGUGGGCUUUCCUGGCCAUCUCUCAUGCCUGGUCGAGUGACAGUGCAACCCAGUGAGACUGAUGUCAAAAAGCAGCUCUCAGAAGAUCGGAGGCAGCAGUUGAUGCUUCAGAAGAUGGAACUAGAAAUUGAAAAGGAACGCCUUCAGCAUCUUCUGGCCCAGCAAGAGACAAAACUUCUCCUCAAACAGCAGCAGCUGCACCAGUCCCGACUAGAUUAUGACUGGUUAAGGACUCAAGCUGUAUUUAAGUCUCAAGAACUGGUUGCUGAUAACGAAUUUACUAAACCCCAAGAACUCAAUCUCCAUGUGAAUGGUAGUGACUCUGGACUAAGUUUAUUGAAGUCAAAAUGUGACAGAUGGCUGCAUGGAACCUCAUCAUCCUUUAAAAAGUGCCAAAACUCUCCAAACAGUGGACAGCACAGGAGGGAGAAGAAGACAGUUGAGUUUCAGUCACAUGUGGCAGAUGACGUCCAAGAGCUAUGCCAACAGAAUGAUAGCUGCAAAGCCCAGAGAGAGACAAUGACAGGAGUUAGAAAAGAUGCAUCCACAUCUCCUAUGCCAACAAGAAGCCCUAAGGACCCUGUGACCCUAUCAUCAUCAUCCCAGCGCAACACCUCACGGUAUGAGACAUCUCUGUUGGAUUUGGUUCAGUCCCUGAGCCCAAAUUCUGCUCCCAAAUCUCAUCCCCAUCCCUCCAGAGCAGCAGGAGUGUGGAACACUUUCCGACCUACCCCUCAGAAAUCUACCUGGAAGAAAGUGGGGACACGCUGGAGCCCUGAAGACCUGGAGGAGAAUCAGAUUCUGGAAGACAUAUUUUUCAUAUGACUCUGAAGCACAUGCUACAUAAUUUCAUAGGAAAUGUUUGAGUUCCUUUACAUACUGAUGUAGGAUGUUAAAUUACUUGAUUGCAAAGCAACUGAGUCUCUUCUUUCACAGGGACCCAUCUUACUGGCAUCCUUUUAAGUAUUGAAUACGGAAAUCAUUCUAACAAAUCAGGGUGUUUUUUGUCAGACCAAUCAGAAAACAGGCUAAAGGAGGUGGGCUUAGGCAUAGGAUGUUUUCUGUGCCGAACAGAUGAGAAAUUUAGAAUACUUUCUGCAUGUCCGACACCAUGGAUAUCUAGUGUCAUUUUAGGAAUAGCUUCAACUUACUGCUGCAGAAAGUUGGCUCUUUCCUUACAUAAGGAACGUGUCUACUUCAGAAGAGUUCUUCCUUCUUCACCCUUUCUCUCUUCACUAACUAAGUGUGGCUGUUCAUUCUGAAAUUGGAGUUAGUGACCCUAAUAUCACCAUUACUUGGGACCAAAUACAUGUGAGUCAUAGUGAUCAUCAACAUGGUCAUUGCCACUCCUUCCACCAAAAAGUUCAAUGGAUUACAGGGAAGUUCCCAGCCAGACUGUGGCAUUAAACCACACAUGAGAUGGCAGCCUGGGAAAAUCUACCAGUGUCCAGGCAACCAUCCCUCCAUGUCCUGUGACAGAUGUUUCUUGUUGACUCCAAUUCCAGGUAUUCUUGUGAACUUCCUCCGUGGUUGUGUCUAGGGAAGAUGGCACUAGAGAGAGAGUGGUAUCCAAUGGCUGCAGGUCACAGGUUUCUUCCGCCCCUGCCCCACUCCAUAAGGAUGAGUGCUCCUAGUUCAACUGCCCCUGGGUGCAGAGUCUAGAAAAGCUUGCUGAGCAUCCUUAUUGGCUUAGAUCUAAAUCUUUUCUCUCCAGACUGAGCUCAGUCCUGUUGAUUCUACCCAGUCUCCCUUCCCUUCGAGACUCUCAAUUCCAUACUCUUCAUCUGAGGCAAAUACAAGGGCAAGACUAAUUACUUGUCGUCAUUGCCUUUAGAAGUUGAAAGUUCAUUACAGAUUCCCAUUUGCUUUUCAAAUUCACCCUGAGAGGAACUAGAACAAACUUGUUCUAUUUCAAAACACCUUUAGGAUAUGUCUUCAGAGUGGCAGAAGUGAGUUAGAUUUCCAGGACCAUCUUCUCUCUGUCCUGUGUGUCACAGGCAGCUCAACUAUACCUAGUCCCUUAGACUUUCUAUAACCAUAGUCACUUGUUCUGAGCAUCAGUGUUCUUGCUACUCCAAAGUAUGUGUAUCCAGAAGGAUAAGAAACGGAAUCUGAUCUCUUUAAGAAGCUUAUUUACCCUGAUAAGAGUUAUGAACAGACUAAAAAUUCAAGGCUUUUUUGGGUGCCGUGCCAGGGAAUGGAAUUUAAUUGCUUCUGUGCCUUACCAACUUGGGAAGUUUGUAAGAGGAAAAAAAAAAAAAAGAGUGUUUCAGGGGAGUAUCAAUGAACACAAUUUUCAUUCUUCACACUCCCUGCCGUUGCCUUCUCCAUUCUGCAGGCAUUUGGGGGGGGGGGGCAUUGGCAUGAGGGUGGCAGGAAGGGAAUAUGUAUAUAACCUAGUGGCUUUGUUAUUAACUAAAUAAUAUACGUUAACAUUGUAAUCUGUAUUCAAUGUCCUUUGAGAUAUAUGUGUUGUUGCAGAGUAUUUGGGUUUGAGCUAAUUGUAUCCUAUCCCACAGAAGAAUGGGAAGAAAGUAGGAACCAUGUGACCUCUCCUGAUAAUGCUCCCUUUGGUGGCUGGUUGGGACUUGCUUGGCCAGCCUGUAGAUGUUUCCUCAAAGCAAUACUGCACACACACUGUGGAUGCCACAGCUAAGGUAUUGCCCACCUUGCAAACUGCCACCCUGUGAGAAAAAAACUAAUCAGUGUUUGUGAAAUGGACCCAGAGUAUGUCCACUAGACUCCUUAAGUGAGGCCCAAGGACUAAUUUAAAAGUCAAGAUUAAUCAAGGAGUACCUUUUGUAGCCAUCCGCCUUCCAAGAGGCACACUUGUGCUGCUCCAAGCCUGCCCACAGUGGGGACUUACCUGGAACAUUUCAGGUGUCUUGAAGAAGGCCUGACUCCCUCCCAUAGAGUCACUUUUCACUGGUCCUGCUUCAACACCAGGUUUAUCUUAGAGAUUUGCUGACAGAAGUUGCUACAGUGAGCUAAAGGUAUAUUAGUUUUAACGUUGACAGCUGUUUGUGGUAAGUUGGUAAAUAGUCUAUAUGGCUGUUGUUUUCCUCAUGUGGUUUUAAUAAUGACAUGUCCUCUUGCACAUCAUCAGAUCAGUGGAGUUUUAGAGUGAGUCCAGAACCCCAAAUUAUCAAAGUACUAUCUCUCCUUGUUACUUGUUGGGACAAUAGGAGUGGAUAGCCACUUGAAAAAAAUGGAAAUAGUGUGCCACAUCCCAGUUGCGGUUCCCAGUGAUGCCCCAUGUCUUUCCCAUCACCCAGACAUCAGUACUCUACAGGUUCUGUAGUUGCUAGAAUGGACACUUCAGUCUAAGCACAUUUCUGAGUCCAUUCCCUGAGCAUCCCCACAGCACCUGAGCAAGAAAGAAAGAUGUGUCCCAUCACUUAGAGAUAGGAGUUGUGGUCCUCCUGGUGGGUUGUAGGUCCUUGAAGAAUCCAAGCAAGGAUUUGCAUAGAUGCAUAGUUCCAAGAUCACACCCUGUGUUCCCCCAAAACAGCCAAAGACCCUGACUUGCUCCCUCCCUUCAGACCAGCCUUGUCACCCCCACAUGAACAAGAAUAAGAACAACCCCUCUGAGCAGCUGCCUCCCAGAGGCUCACAUAGGGAAAGCAAAAUCAUCUAUCAUCUCUCUCUUACAUUGAAAAUGAAAUAAGUAAUCAGUUUGCUCAAAUUGUCAAAGAUACCUUUGAGUAUGGGGAGAAAGCUGAGCAUGUGUUAAACAGUCCUUUUCCUGAGAGGACAGAUAAGCAGACAGCUAGAAAACCAGUUUCAUAGAUUAAUGCCCCAUUGUGUGGCUUCUUGACAUUUCUGCCCCAUUUGGAAGGGGGGCCUUCUCGCCUCUCAGGCUUCAGCUUUGUAGAUAUUUGUAGAUAUUGAGAUAUUCCCUCCUUGUCAUCCUUGCCACAAACACACUAAGAGCUCGUUAAGCUCCUUCUCCUAAUCCAUCGAUGCUGCUGCAACAAAAUAUAUAAAGACCAGGUAUUUAUUUCUUAUAUUUCUGGAGGCUAGGUCUAGGAUGCCGGUACUGACGAGAAUGAGUUGUCUGGCUAUACUGCAUCAUCCAGAGGGCAGGUGUCUUUAUCCUUAUAUGGCUCAAUACCUAACUAGCAGAUUACCCUAACAUUGAGGCAAGCCUCCUUUUAUAAGGGCCUUAUGACCAUUAAAGAAGUAGCCCAGGUUGCCUAUUAUCCCAACCCUCCACUUUUUAACAUUGUCACAUUAGCAACACCUGAAUUUUGAAGUAGAUAUAUGCAAACCAAACAUGUAAUCCAGAAAUUGUCCACAGCCUCUCCUGUGUACACUACUGUAAGUCCUUUAUAUUUCAAUCUGAGCACUCUGUAGCCAGGAUGGACCUGAGAUCCUGUUUAAUCCACCAUUUUUUUUUUUAACAGAAAAAAAGUGUUGUUUGUUUCUAAGUAAUUUGUCUGAGAUCUUACAUCCUGUCAGUGGCAGAUCUGGCUACCAGGUUCACAUCCCUUCUACAGCACAGUAUCUGCUAUCAUCUGCUUUUCCAAGAAAAGCAUUUUUAAAGAAUUUCAGCUAUAAUUGAACAUUCCACUUCCAUCUCUCAGGAGUGAGCCAUGCAUUUCCUCCUAGGGGACUUUGUCAGUUGGUAGUCCUCAAGGACUGUUGCUACUGUAUAGACUUCUCACCUGCAGAAGUGGAGACAAUGGGGAGGCUGUGUAAAACUAUCUAAAAUGAUAUCCCUAAGGGAAAAAAUAAACAUGCAUUUCCAGAUAUGAAUAGCUUCUCUAAAUAAUAGGAGCUAUUGUAUCUCUAGGAAAGGACAGUAGCCAAAUGAAGUGAGGAGUUCUUGGGGAGGAAACCAGUGGUUGGUACUUGGAGACCAGUAGGAAGGAUCUAUCACUUAUAUAGCCAAGGGCGCACAGCUACUUUGUUCUGAGUUGCCAAAUCCUAACACUGGUCCUCAGAUCUUCAUCAAUGUUCUUGGGCACUUGAGUGACACUCACUUUACACAUUAGGUACUAUUGCCCUCUCUAGAAAAGUGGUUAACAUCAUGAGCUAUCAUGAAGAAGCUAUCAUCAAGAAGACUGUGAUACAGUUCUGUUGUGAAGAACCAGGUGUGGGGAAAAAACCUGUAAUCCCAGCAUUCAGGCAGGAUUCAGAUGGUGGCCCAAAUAUGGGCAUGCUAAAUAUCAGAUGAUGGAGUUUUAAUCUUCACUCAAUGAAAAGCCUGAGAUACUUUGAGAUUACUUGUUACAUAUUCCUCUAGCAUUAGUGGUGGUCUCUUUUAGAGGAGACAAGAUCUGGAAAGAUAAGUAACACCUAUCCAGUGUCUACUAAGUGAGGCUUGUAGAUAGCAUUCUCAUUUUUUAACCCACACAGCAACUGUUGGGGGUUGUAUCUUAGCCAUUAAUUCAUGUUGCUACUAUGUGGAUUAGGAUUGAAGCUAUCCAUUCUCUAUCCAUGUUCUGUGUCCAGUCCAGAAUUAUUCUUGCCAGCCAAAGCAGGUGAGGCAUGAAGCAGAGACACCAAUUGUCACAGUGCUGUCACAGGCUACAGAGAGACUAGAACUUUAUCACCACUGCCUUGUCCCACUAGUCACCUUAUAGUUGUAUGCUUAUAGGUCUGGAGAGAAGGGUAUUUGACAUACUACUACUACUAAGCUUCCUAAUAAUUCCUCCUAAGUCUGGAUCUUGUGGUAACUCACCCAUAAGACAACUGGGGGCAGUAGACAGAUAACUGACUCAUGUGCUAGGGACUGAGUUGGAAAGACCUCAAUUCCUGAAGAAGAAUGUAUACCAAAGGAAAUUGGAAUGCCACUGACUGAUGAAUAACAAGGCCUUUGAGAGAGAGAUAAGAAGUAGAGAAAGGUCAGAAAUCGCUCUGGCCAGCUCUCUCAUGGAAGGAUGUCAAGGAGAGUUAGCAAGGUGCUAGGCCCCAUUAGUGUCAAGGACAGAGUGAAGGAAAGGGCUUCAGAGGCAAAGAUGUAUUCAUUAGUCCUCAUACAUUGCUGAUGGGAAUGUAAAUUAAUGUGCAUUCACCUCAGAAAAUAGCCUGGCAGUUUGAAAAUGUCAAACAGUUCAAUAAUGACCCAGCAAUUCCAUACCUAGAUGUUUCCAAGAGAAAUGAAAAUAUAUGGAAACAACUCAAAUGUCCAUCAACCAAUGAACAGGUAAACAAAUUAUAGUAUAUCCACAUGCCAGAAUAUUACUUGGUAAUCAAAGGAAAUGAAUAUACACUACCACAUAGAUUAACCUUGAAAACAUGAACUGAAUGAAAGCCUGAAGUCAUAGAAGACCACAUAUGGUAUGAUACAAUUACAUUGAUGGCCACAUAGGCAGAUUUGUAGAGACAGUUGAUCAGUGGUCACCCAGUAGUGAGAGAUGAGAAGUGACUGAUAAAGUCUUGGAGUUUCUCUUUGGAAUGUUGCAGAUGUUUUAAAAUUGAGGUAGUUGACUCCCUGUUAAUAUACUAGCCAUGGCUAAACUGUGUACUUGAAGUCAAUAAAAAAAAGAAGAAAGGGGAAAAAAAUGUCUGUUGCUUUCUGAGUAAGUGGGGUUGCCAGAAAGUAGGGGGUGAACAUUUGAACUGGAUCACUUCAACCUUAGCAUGGGUGAAGGCCACCUUAGAAAUCUGCCCAUAAAAGGAAGAAGAGACAAGAACAGAGUAGAAAGGAAAAGAAACUCAGGUGAUGUCUGCAUGGGAGAUAUAUAAAUUUUCACAAGCUGCGGAGCAAGCUUACAUUGACUCAAGUCCGCUGAUUUUCAACAUAGGUGUUCCGACCCAGAAGGUAAUCUGUGAACCAUUUUCAUAGUUCCAGAAGGAGCAAAGGAGCACCCCCACAUUUCAGGAGAUGAAAGCUUCACAAGAACAUCUUCACUCAGAACUGGAAAUCACUGUGUCAAGUUGUGGUAACCUUGGUUAGUUGUGGAGAGGGGAAGGACCCUCUCGUUGGUAUAGUUAUACAUCCAACACACUUGCAUCUGUGCUUAAUUUGAAAAUGCACAUUGAGGGGUCAUAUGGAUACCUACAGUAGAAGGUUCUUUACACAUACACACACACACACACACACA
Onychomys torridus (southern grasshopper mouse) is the source of this 8349-nucleotide messenger RNA. RefSeq names its product KIAA1328 ortholog. The record is from RefSeq and is a predicted model, not a curated record. NCBI's taxonomy places the organism in Eukaryota, Metazoa, Chordata, Mammalia, Rodentia, Cricetidae. The transcript is spliced from 11 exons. Bases 23 to 2122 code for a protein of 699 amino acids.